Messenger RNA from Galendromus occidentalis (western predatory mite), 1227 nucleotides. It is a transcript of the gene Pldn, whose product is annotated as biogenesis of lysosomal organelles complex 1 subunit pallidin. The coding region runs from base 150 to 725 and encodes 191 amino acids. The record is from RefSeq and is a predicted model, not a curated record. NCBI's taxonomy places the organism in Eukaryota, Metazoa, Arthropoda, Arachnida, Mesostigmata, Phytoseiidae. Gene Ontology annotation, biological process: intracellular transport. The transcript has 3 exons. Gene Ontology annotation, cellular component: BLOC-1 complex; transport vesicle.
AAUAAUAGAGCAGUGAGAUGAUGACAACCCGAGUGAAGAUUCGAUGCUCCGACGACGUUCAGUAAAGCAAGAACUGCAGCUCUAUAGUUUGAAGUAGCGUUCCCUGCAACCUGGAAAUUUCGGCUUGCAUGUGAAUCUCGCGGGAGAAAAUGGGCGAUGAGGUGUCGACAGACGGACCCUCGCCGGGGUUGCCAACUAGAGAAGAACUGAACGAAUCGACAGACAACACCAAUGGAGUUGACAGAGAGGAUGCUCGAGCUAACAGCGCUUCACCCGAUGAAGCCUCAAUCAGAGUCGAGGAGAGGUCGGACGGGAUCGACCCCAAAAUCGAUGACCUAGCCCAAGCUCAAUCACUUUCGGUGGGCGCGAUUCAUAAGCAUUACUGCAAAGAUCUUCUAGAAUCGGCGAACACACUUCAAAGUAUAUGCAACGUUCAGGACACGUCUAUCACGCUCAUCGAAUACAAGGAGAAAGUUCUCGUGGAGCUCCGUGAGUCCUAUCAGUUGGAGGAAAUUCUCGACGAAGCACAAAGGUACUACAAUAAAUUGGUCGGCCUUAAGACAGAAAUGGCUGCACUGAGCAAGAAGUCCAGAGAGCUGACUCGGAGAGCAGCCUAUGUGAAAUCUGUGCAAGAGAAAGAAAGAGCCAAAAAAGAACAGGAAAGGAGACGCCUCGAGCGAAUCGAACAGGACCUUGCGCCGCGAUACUCAUCGGAUCUGGCGUAGCUCUGAUUCACUGGUCGUUCACUGUGAUAGGAAUGUCUUUGAGACUGGCUCCACACGUCUGUGAGUCUUGAGUAAUCGAAUGUUCCAUCAGAGUUGUACCUGAGUCUGCGGUUGUGUGAUUGCGAGUCCAUCGGCGGGGUUCAAAGAAGUUUCUGCUUAUUGAAAAUCACCGGGUUCCGUGUCGGGUCCGCGUAUGAGUCAGAUCGAGUGAUAAAGAUCAGUUCGAAUAUCAUAGGUACUUCUCUUUUUCGAGCGUUGAGGCAUGCUUGUGUCGAGAGUAGGUUGAUUGAACCGGCUUCUGUAGGUCGGUACCGGUGCUUAUUUCUCAGAAACAAAGAUAAUAUAAUUUCAUGAUUAUUCUGGACUUCGAUCGCGCGGUCAUGGCUUCGAGAGGGACCUUUCGCAACCCGGCUCAUGCGACGUCUGACGGAGUUUACCGAGCGCUUUCGGGAAUGCGAGGAACCAAAGUUGAAACUCAUGUUGAAGAAAUAUAUCGAUGUUG